Molecule: messenger RNA, 1338 nt
Organism: Ambispora leptoticha
Lineage: Eukaryota; Fungi; Glomeromycota; Glomeromycetes; Archaeosporales; Ambisporaceae
Source: the annotation of a GenBank genome assembly
AUGGACGUUAUAUUGAAUUAUUCCAAAGAAAUACAAGGAGCAUUGUUAGGCUUCGAAAUCGACUUGCAAGCGCCAGGAACUCCAUACAAAGAAUUUGUGCUUGGGUUUUCGUGGGUAGUUUAUGUUUUUGAACAAUAUCUAAGUUAUCGUCAAUACAAGAAGUUACAAGACCCCAAUCCGCCAAAAAGUCUCGCGGACAACAAGGAAAUUUGCGAGAAAUAUCCGAAAGCACAAUCGUAUAGCAUUGAUAAAGCGAAAUUCCGGUUUUUUGCAGAUUUUUUGGGACAGGUGGAAACGACGGCGGUCAUUAUGUUGGAUGGGUUACCAUGGAUGUGGAAUCUCGCGGGAAAAGCAUUAGAGUUUGCUGAAUUUGAUCCUAAUCAAUAUGAGAUUCUUCAAUCUUGUCUUUUCGCGAUUAUUUGGAGUCUUCUAUCGUUUAUAAUUACACUUCCCACUUCACUCUGGUAUAAUUUUGUGAUUGAAGAACGUCACGGAUUUAACAAGAUGACGCUUCGGCUGUAUGUCAAGGAUACACUCAUAACAAUGGCGCUGUUUUGUGUCAUUGGUUUACCGGUGUUAUCACUUGCCCUCUACAUUAUCAAAUGGGGUGGAGAGAAUUUCUUCUUUUACGUGUGGUUAUUCGUUUUCGUAUUCAAUUUUAUCAUGCUCACAAUCUAUCCGACACUCAUACAACCACUGUUCAACAAAUUGACGCCACUUCCUGAAGGCGAGCUCCGAACAAAAAUUGAAGAGCUGGCGUCACGUAUUAAUUUCCCAUUGAAAAAGUUGUACGUGAUUGACGGGAGUACGCGGUCGAAACAUUCGAAUGCGUACUUUUACGGAUUCUUUAAAAAUAAGAGGAUUGUGCUGUUUGAUACAUUGAUCGAAUCUGCGGAAAUUGAGGAAAUUGUUGCCAUCGUUGGCCAUGAAUUAGGCCACUGGUACCUAAACCACACAAUAAAGGUACUAACCAUCGCACAAGUACAAAUAUUCACACUCUUCUUCCUCUUCUCUCAAUUCAUCAACAACACCGCGUUAUACCAUUCGUUCGGAUUUGACACGAGGCCCAUAUUAAUUGGGUUUAUCUUGUUCAACUAUAUUUAUUCACCGAUUGAUCACGUUAUUUCUUUCUUGAUGAAUAUCUUGAGUCGGAAACACGAAUUUGAAGCUGACGCGUACGGGAAAAAGUUGGGAUACGCAGAACAACUCAAGUCUGGUCUGAUCAAGAUUCAUACAAAGAAUCUAGGAAACAUGAGUAAUGAUCCUUGGUAUUCGGCGUAUCAUUUUUCGCAUCCGCCGCUUCCGGAAAGAUUGAGCGCGCUAAUUAAAGUAGAUUAG